Messenger RNA from Misgurnus anguillicaudatus (oriental weatherfish), 939 nucleotides. The record is from RefSeq and is a predicted model, not a curated record. NCBI's taxonomy places the organism in Eukaryota, Metazoa, Chordata, Actinopteri, Cypriniformes, Cobitidae.
AUUCGUGGUGGCUCGGCUAGUAGCGGAAGUGUUAAAGCAGAUGUGACAGUUCAGUGAGUUUAUCAACAGCGGAGCUUCACCCAAACGAUGUUACAGUUACAUUUCACGAACGAUACAUUAUCUGAUAAUGUCAGCACUGACUUUCAAAACCUCAAUAAGUUCAGUGAACAGCAGUUUGUGAGUCUGACAGAGAUCUUGUAUCAGUUUCUACUAGAGCCCAAAGAGUCGGAGCGAUUCUUGCGACAGCUGACAGAGUUUGCUGGAGAAAAUGGGAUGAGCGUGGGGCCACUGAAGAGUCUGAUGAAGAGCGUCCUCCUGCUACCUCAUGGUGCUUUAAAAAGAAACCUGACAGCAGAACAGGUGAAGGUUGACCUUCUGUCAUUAGGAUUAAAUGAGGACAAAGCCAGUCAUUUCUCUGAGCAGUGGAAAGUUCACUACCCUGUUUUAUCCAGACUGGCAGUAGGACAGACGUUAAUGGUCAACCAGCUUGUUGAUAUGGAAUGGAAAUUUGGUGUUACUGUUGGUACAAGUGAGCUACAAAAGACUGGAAAUAUUUUUCUACAGCUAAAACUGGUUAUCAGAAAAGGAAACGCAACAGAAAAUGUGUACAUGGAGCUGACUUUACCCCAAUUCUAUAAUUUCCUUCAUGAGAUGGAGAGGGCCAAAGCCAGUAUGGAUUGUUUCAGUUAACUGCUUUAGAUGUUAUGUUCAUCUGUCUGGAUGCCAGCUGCCUGCUCACCUGUGAACAGAUGUUUUCACAGGUGCAGACUUUCUGACAAAUUGUUUCAAUAUGAAACUAAAAUAAUGGUUUAUUGAUUUUUCUUAAUGUAUGUGAAUGUAUGCAUUUGUGACAAUAUCACAUUCCACAUUAUUGUCGUAUUUAAUCGUCUGUAAUUAAUCACUAUUCUCAGAAUAAACUUUGGUGUUUAUUAGUGUAAA